This is a messenger RNA of Clarias gariepinus (North African catfish), 1867 nucleotides long. Its product is annotated as interferon-induced protein 44-like. The record is from RefSeq and is a predicted model, not a curated record. NCBI's taxonomy places the organism in Eukaryota, Metazoa, Chordata, Actinopteri, Siluriformes, Clariidae. The transcript is spliced from 8 exons. Bases 298 to 1650 code for a protein of 450 amino acids.
ACACACACUUAUACCACUUCACACACACACACACACAGCAGGUUUGCGAUUGUUGUGCUAAUCUGUAUUUUUAUUCAGUUAUCUGAUAAAGAAUAGCUCUUGCAUUCUGUUUAUACAGGUUAAACCAGUUUAUAGCAGUCACAAGUCACGUGACUAUUUCCUGGAAAAUGAAAGUGGUGUGUUUCUAUUUUGCUAAAAUCACCGGAGCUGAUGUGUUCUCCAGACCGGGAGGGAAAGCCGGUGUUCUAAUCUUCUCUGAUCAUCUCUAAAGACAGGAAGGUUUGGCAGAUCUCCAUAAUGAGUGUGAUUUCAUCUCAUCUGUCCAAUCAGCAGGAGCUGAAGCUGUGUUCUCUACUUGGUCAUGUUAAACUCAGUCUGCUGUUCAAGGCCAGUGUGCACGGCUUCACCGCCGACGCCUUCCACAGGAAGUGUGACCGCCAGGGUCCGACUGUUACUGUAGCGUAUAAUAACUCAGGCUACAUCUUUGGAGCAUACACCAGUAAAGAUUACGCUCAGACAGGUCAGAACAUUACAGAUGACAAAGCCUUCCUUUUCAGCCUUAAUGAGGAUGAGGGUAAUAAAGAUCUUCUGCGUGUGUUCAGUACCAAUACCAAGUGCUCCUUUAUUGAUGGAAAGACUGGGCCCAAUUUUAUUUCCUUGGAUUUUCUACACAAAAACACCGCCACUGUGUACAGCAAUCCAGGCAUGUAUAAUUUUAUCCCAGUGCAAAUGCACGGCAACGACCUCCAGCUGAGCGAGUGUGAGGUGUACCGCGUGGAGGCAGGAUUUGGAUCACUUAUGGAGAAACCAUGGAGGAACAUUGAGUGGACUUUAGAGAUGAAGAAAUUUUUGAUUGAUACAAUCUUGCGCUGGACUCCUCACGCGAGCUCGGUGCAGAAAGCUCGUGUGUUGCUGGUCGGUCCUGUGGGAGCGGGCAAAUCCAGCUUCUUUAAUUCCAUUAGCUCUGUGUUUAAGGGCCACGUGAGCUGCAGGGCCAACACGGGCAUCGCUGGCACCAGCCUCACCACACAGUUCCGUGUGUACCCCAUUAAGGCAGGUGAUAAGUUCCUGCCGAUCACGCUGUGUGACUCUAUGGGACUGGAGGAGGAAGCUAACGCUGGACUGAACUUCGACGACUUUACCAAAAUUCUAAACGGUCACAUUCAGGACAGAUACCAGUUUAACCAACCACUUCCUCGCCAGUCAUGGUUCUCCUUAUUCUCCUUUGGUUCUACGUAUUUCAGUAAAGCUCCUAGUGUGCAGGAGAAGAUCCAUGUCGUGGUAUUCGUGAUGGACGCAUGCAAGAUCAAACUGCUGUCUGACAAGAUGAUCAAAAAACUGACUGCUUUCCGCAGAAAAGCCAGUGACAUGGGAAUCCCACAGAUGGUUCUGCUGACUAAGGUGGAUGAAGCGUGUCGUUUGGUGGGAGAAGAUCUAAAAAACAUUUAUCAGAGCCACUACAUCUACACAGUGAUGAAAGAGGUGAGUUUACAUCUGGGCAUUUCUCUCGCCUCCGUGGUUCCAGUGAAGAACUACAGCAAAGAGCUGGACCUGGAGCCGAACACAGACAUCAUGCUCCUUAAAGCCAUUUUGCAGAUGAUCAGAACGGCUGAGGGGUACUUUGAGGACAUUUCCUGUGAGGGAGAGUAGAGUCACAAGCAAAAGGCACCCUAAUGCUAAACUAUGAUUUAAUUUAAAAUUUCUAUGUUUCCAGGAGUUAUGUUUAUUUAAUUUUAGCUGCCACGCCCCCUUUUUGCACUCGCAAAUUGUGUCUAAAUGGCAACAUCUUUAUUUCUAAAGAAUAUGAAAACAUGAAACCUAAACAUGCAAUUCUUAGUUACUUUCCAUUAAUCCAAAAUCAUCUUUG